Molecule: messenger RNA, 3930 nt
Organism: Symbiodinium natans
Lineage: Eukaryota; Dinophyceae; Suessiales; Symbiodiniaceae
Source: the annotation of a GenBank genome assembly
AUGGAGGAGUACACUCGAGAGAUCCGGACCCAGCCUUUGCUGCUCGCCUCGCUGCUGGGUGCCACGGCCCUCCAGCCAAAGCUCAUCGAGGCGCUCCAUGACGCCGCCAUCGCAGCCUGCGGGGCGAAGCGCACAAAGUACUUGUCCUCCACUUACGACAUGCGAAUCCUGCCCGCAAAACGGGGCGGCCGCGACUCGCCGGGCUACCGGGUGGAGGGCAUCAUCAAGCGCCGCUGGCUCGAGAAGCUGUGCAACGGUAUCCCGGCUGUGCUCGUCCUCUGCAUCGACUGGUCCGAAGACCUGCGCCAGCCGGAGCAGGAAGAGUCGCAGGUACUGCACUAUCUACAGCAUGCGCGCCGGCAAGCAAAGGAACGCGACCUUCGGCUGCUGAUCUUCAUCAUUCUCCAUGAGAGCACUGCAGACCCUGAGGCUUCUUGCGGCUUCCUCCGAAAUCAGCCUGAGUUUGCUGGACUCGUGGUGGCGGUUGGGACACCUGAUCUGCCGAUGAAGGCGCCGAAACUCGAGCGCCUCAUUUACCAGAGCGCCAUGUCCUUCUAUGCAGAUGAGGAGAAGCGGCUGCGCAAGCCCUGGGCACCGAAAGCUCCAGUACCGGCAUCGGCACACACCGCCAUGCAGGUGAGGAUGUUCUUCAAGGUUGCCUUUCUCAAUGAGUUCCGCAAGGAUGUGCGUGCUGCCUUGACAGCCUACAUCAAGGCUUAUGAGCUGCUGCUCAACAACACAGAUGUCGCUGACCCGAUCGAGAGAAUGGAUCUUUGCAACCACAUAACAGUCAGGAUGUACGAGAGAUACUUCGCAUCACACGACGUGGGAGCUGCCGUGCACCACUGCCGCAUACACACCUCCUCGCUCAGAACGUGCUGUUCUGAUGACGAUGAGCUGGUGUGGCGCAAAUGGCGCUGGCUGUCCCUGAAUCAUGUGGUUUUUGGCGACUUUCUGGACACAAUGUCGCAGAAAGCACCAAUGCUUAUCGACCAGAAUGACCUCUGGCAGUUCCCAGGAUUCCAUUACCAGGUUGCAGCGAGCUACGCCCGACGCUUGCGCGAGUGGGCCCUGCGAUGCAUGGAGCCCGGGCACCUCGCCCCCUCUUCAGAGCAGGGCGGCGAGCUCCGGCCCUCGCCUUUCCUGGGCCAGGCUGGAGUUCUGGAGCGCCCAUCGGAGGCCGAGGCGCCUGGCCGAGAGGUGGCGCUGCGACUGGCACAUGCUGAGGCGAAGCUCUGCACAGACCACGCCGACCGAAGCUUGAAGCUGCUGAUCCGGGCACAGGCCGCAGCCAAGGAGCGUGGCUACGCCGCCUGGACCACUUCCUCUCAAGCACGUGUGGCUGAGGCUUACCUCUGUGAGCCUGGCACUGGGCACCAAGAAGCUGCUCGGAACUUGUUUGAGCGCCUGAACACGCAGAAUCGGCAGCUGCCCGGGCAGAUGGUCUCCGGGCAGAUGCCCACACCCUCCUGGCCCUCGCUGCGACGGUUUUCCCUGGAGCGCUCGCUGCUGUGCUGUGCCACGGCCUUGGGCAUGAAGGUCCCGGAGCUCUGCUCCUCCUCUCGAGCAGUUCCUGCCAGCUCUCUUCUGGAUGCUGGAGCCGAUCCGUCUCCCGCGCAGGACCUCAGCAUCUUGAGGAGGAGCUUGGUGCAAGACGCCUUCGAGUACCUGAAGCUUCCGGAUUCUGCGGUGUCAUCCGACUUCAGCCAAGCAGAGGAGCUGGUGGCCUUGGUGGCCAGCGCUGCAACCCAAGAGGAGGCUGGGAGUAUCGAGAUCCCGCUGAGCCGGUGUCAGCUAUCCUGGAGCGAGGCUGCUGAAGAUUCAGACAUGUUCCAUGUUGAGUUUGGCAAGCUUGAUCUGCCUGCUAGCUUGGAGCUGGCAAGCUGUUUUGCCAGAACUACCACUGGCGACGUGCCUCUCAGCAUUGAAGCUGGCGAAGGUCAGACUUGGCAGGUCGGGUGCGUCCUGCGGCUGCGCGGCUCCUUGCCCGGCACGGGCGCGGCAGUGACCACGGUCUGCUUGACCUGGGCGAAGUCUCCUUCAGUGGUAUUUCUAGGUGCGUGUGAGCUGAAGCCGUGCCCUUCUGCCAGAGACUGCAUCAGCGAUGCUGGUAUCCACUCUGGAUUUCCUACAUUCCACCUUGCCGACGGCACGUCGAGCGCAACACAGGUAUCCCAAGAAGGGCUGCGGAAGCCCAGCGACCUUCGGCUGAAGCUGCAGGCAGAAGCCGUCCUCCCGGUGGAGCCAGUAGCUGGCUUGGUGUCGGAGUGCUUCCUCUUCUACGUCGUAGUCUACGCGUGGCCGGAGCGGCCACCCAUGGGGUCCUGCCAAGUAAGUCUUGCCUGCCACGUGCGCUUCAGCGACGAUCUGGAUGAGAACGCGCCGCACCUUGCUGAGAAGCCGGGUGUUAGGGUGGACCUCCUGAAAGUUUCUGACAAGCAAGUCUGGGACUUGGAGUCCCUCGGCACUUCGGGCUCGAAGAUUCAUGUUGCGGACUUUACGUCGGAGCUCAAGGCACGUGCAGGCCUUCUGAGCCUGGAGCCUGGCGACCUCAAGGGCGCGCCUCUCCGGCUCAGACACGAGGCCUCCAAAGGCGUGUCCUGCCUCGCUUUGCCGCUGGCUGUUCGCUGUGGGCAUGCCUGCAGCGUCUCACUCGGACUUGAGAUCCAGCAGGUCGGCGGAGACGCGGAGGCGCAGUGUUGGACUCCACAGAUCAGAUUCAAGCACGCCCUGAAGCUGCACACUGCGGAAGAGCGGCUCUCUGCGGCGAUGCUGGCUCAGAAGCCGGUGUCCUUCUCGCUGCGAUGCCACCUCGCCACGGCUGUCGAUAUUGUCAAGGCCGAGGUGUUCUUCACCCCGGAGGGCAGCGACACCGAACGUGCUGUUUCAUGUCUUGGCAAGAUGGGUCAGAUGCAGCCCGGGUCUUCCUACGCAUUUCUUUGGCCUUUCGAGCCAGGCUUGGUGCUGAAGUCACGCCCUCGUCUGCGCGUCUUCUUCCAUCGAUACCAAGCAGUGCAAGCUUUCUUCCCCUGGAAGGAAGCGAGCAGCAACUGGCCACCCAACCCGCUGCCCGCAGCAGUAGUUGAGUGGCUGUUGCCUGCGCCGACAUCUGCUGCUGCCAGUAGCCAGAGCAUGCAAGUGGAACUGCAGGUCAGUAGCACGGGGACAGUUGGAACACCGCUGGUCGUGCAGGUCUGCCUGAGGUAUGCCAGAACUGUGGAUCAUGACGAAAUCAAGGUACGCGUCUUGCAGGGUGAAGGGGAAGUUCCGGACAGGUACCUGCUUUCUGGUCCGACCUGCUACCAAGCUGCUUGCCUUGCAACAGCCGAUCCCAACGACGUCAUUCCCAGCUUUUCUCUCAUUCCGUUGAAGCCGACGCUCCUUCUGGCUUCAGACAGUGACCGCUUGUUGAUCUCGGACCAGGAGGCAGAUCGAUUGAGGGGAGUUCUUCGAGCUCGAUGCGGCGACAAGCGCCUCCAAGUGGUGGAGCUGGAAGAUGCUGGCCAUGCGCCGCUCGACAGCCGUGUGAAUGUGGCCAAGCUUCUCAAGGAAUCUCCCAUCUACAAGCCGCGAGCUAAGAGCAAGAUGGAGAGGAUCGCUCAUGCAAAGCAGACAUCAACGAUCUUGCGCAGAAUGCUUCGGGAGAAGAUGGGUCGGCCGAUGUUCCACAGCAAUUCUAAGAUGACUUCGAGCACACUUGCCAAGGAAGGUCACAGCAUUGUAAUUGGCGAAUUCUCACGGUCGCCAGUUUUCUGCAGCUGGGACGAGGAGACCGGGAAGCGGAGGCCAGAGACCUUCCACGGUUCGGACUGGGUGGAGUGCCAGACCCCAAAGCUUUGGGUCGUCCAGUUCUGUUGGUGGCGUUUGUCUCUUCACUGGGGUGUCAGGGUGUCCGGCCGGAUGGCUACAAGGGACGACGUUGCGACGUAG